AUGCGCUUCUCGGCUUUGAUUGCCGGCGGCUUGGCUGCCCUGGCCACGGCGGCUCCGGUCAUGGUCACCCGCACUGUUGUCAAGGUCGUCACCCACCAUGGACCCAGGCCCACCGACUUCGUCAACAAGCACGUCGUGGAGUCUCCUCGUGUCGUCGUCAUCACCAAGGCUGUUACCGUUACCGCCUCGCGCCCUCCCGUCGUCUUCCUCAGCACGGCCAAGCCUACUCUCCCGCUCCAGUCCAGGCCCCCCUCCAUCCCUUCGACUGCCAUCUCCUACCAGCGUGCUGGUGUCUUCAAGAAGGUCCAGCCCCCUGCCUACACGGCCCGUGCCAGUUCCGGUUCUAGCAGCAACGGUGUUGGCAGCGACUGCGGUGCUCUUCACCCUCAGGACCCCCAGCUCUGCCAAGAUUCGCUGGAUGCUCACAACCGUCACCGUCGCAACCACACCGUUCCCGAAAUGAAGUGGUCCAAGGACUUGUUCCAGAGCGCCUUCUUCGUUGCCUCGCGCUGCAACUUCAGCCACCUCAUGGACUACAACGGUGGAGGCUAUGGCCAGAACCUUGAGAUUGGCAGUCCUAGGGGCGAGAUCCAGAGGGCCAUCACCAAUGGCUGGUACAACUCGGAGGUUGGCUACUGGCCCGACGAAUACUAUGGCCAGCCGACGCCCCCCGACAUGAUCGACCCCUCCAGCACGACUUGGGAGCGCUACGGUCACUUCACUCAAGUCAUCUGGGCCGACUCGGACGAGGUCGGAUGCGCCCAGGCUGAGUGCCCCAGGCUCGGAUGCAGCCCCUCCAUGGACGAGUGCCAUGACGGCUACCUUCCCGACGGCAAGUACGGCCGUUACCUGACGGUCUGCAACUACAAGAGUGCCGGCAACGUCAAGGGCGCCUUCGACAAGAACGUCAUCCGCCCUCCCGUUGACGAAGAGACCUACACUGCCGUCUAA
This is a messenger RNA of Lasiodiplodia theobromae, 951 nucleotides long. RefSeq names its product Scp-like extracellular protein. Gene Ontology annotation, cellular component: extracellular region. The transcript is spliced from 3 exons. NCBI's taxonomy places the organism in Eukaryota, Fungi, Ascomycota, Dothideomycetes, Botryosphaeriales, Botryosphaeriaceae. The coding region runs from base 1 to 951 and encodes 316 amino acids. The record is from RefSeq and is a predicted model, not a curated record.